CCGCCGAACAGCGAACUAAAUUAAUAGAAAGCGGCCAGGAGGUGGCUGCAUAAUUUGGCUGGCGCGAUAUAAAUGAAAUACAAAAGAAAAUGGUUUUCAAAUCGACAACUUAACACCUACGGUUAUCUACAGUUAAAAGGUUGCUUAAGCUCUAAAGGGAAAAAAGGAAACUUCAUAAAUUUUUUCAUAAAUAAGCAUAUAUUUGAUUUUAAAAUAUUAGAAAAAUAUUAGUCAGAUAUAGCAUUUAGAUAUCAAUACUCUAUUCACUUGUUUUUCAAUCAAAAUUUUUACAUUUAAUUGAGGUCUCUAACAAUCAUGAGAAUGAAAAUAGGAUACCAAGAUCAUCAAUUCCUACUCUUUCAAAGUUUGAUAACUUGUACAUAUUUUGCAGCAAUAUUACUUUUUUUGUAUUUUAGUGGCAAUAUUUACAAUGUUGGGAAGUACAAAUUUAUUUCUAUAUUGAUAAUAAUAGUAUUAGCCGAAUUCGUCAAAAUAUUCUUAGCAAAUUUACAGUUAGAACAACUACCUACAGUAAAGGUAGAACAGAAUUAUCUAAACAAAACCAAAAGAAAUGUUACUAAAUUUAUUAAAGAUACCUUAAAAUUUAGUACAGUUGCAGCUAUAACAAUAUUUAUUUAUUUCAUUGUCAUCGUGUUAUUUGGAGCACCAUUGUUGACUCAUCAUGAAGAGACAUUGAUGCUUGCCCUUACUCUAACUACUCUUACAUUGAUACCAACAACUUUUCAUUUAGGCAUUGAGAAUAUGCUCAUCUUAUUUACUGGAAGUCAAUCGUUACCUCAUGGAAUACUUCUAGAGUCUAUCACAUUAAACAUAAAGGCUGUUAUAUGUGGCACAUGGUGUAGUGCAUUUGUUAUCCCACUAGAUUGGGAUCGUCCCUGGCAAGCAUGGCCUAUACCAUGUAUCAUAGGUGCUUUAUUAGGAUGUUUUGCUGGCCAUUUUAUAACAUUGAUUAAAGUUUUAAUGUUAAGAUUAAAGAAAAAAAGAUAAGUCUAGAUUUUUUGAUGAAAAAAGCUUGUGAAAUAACAAGUAUGCAAUAAAAGAUAUGAUUUUAUAAAAAAUAUUGUUCAUUUAGUCAAUCGCAUAUUUUAUUUAUUAUUUUAUAAUUAUAUAAAAUCAAUGUUAUUGAAAUCUCACCAAUCAAAAUGAU
Phymastichus coffea is the source of this 1168-nucleotide messenger RNA. RefSeq names its product phosphatidylinositol-glycan biosynthesis class F protein (gene PIG-F). Bases 316 to 1008 code for a protein of 230 amino acids. The transcript has 3 exons. Gene Ontology annotation, cellular component: endoplasmic reticulum membrane. The record is from RefSeq and is a predicted model, not a curated record. Gene Ontology annotation, biological process: GPI anchor biosynthetic process. NCBI's taxonomy places the organism in Eukaryota, Metazoa, Arthropoda, Insecta, Hymenoptera, Eulophidae.